AUGGUGGUCAACCUCUCGUACAAACUCACGCACCUCGCCCACUCGCUCCGACAUGGUGGACACAGCUUGAGGAACGCUUUCCCAUCGACGGCCAACCCUGGCUUCGACUUCACCUCGAACGUCUUUGGAACGGUCAGCAAUGCCGCUGGGAACGUAGGAGGAGGGGCGGCGACGACGCUCGGUGUCGCUGCCGGCGCCCUCGGAGCGGGCGCAGGAGCGGCUGCUGGAGCCAGUUCAGGAGGAGCGACGGGAGGAGCCGGCGGCGCCUCAUCAAAGGCUGGUUCGUGGGGCGCGAACUGGGGCUUCCAGAACGGCAAACCCACCAACGGCCAGGCUGCUCAAGCCGACUCGCAGCAGCUGAACGACGACGCCGACGACCUCCGCGCACUCGCUUCCUCUCCCGCACGCCGUCGUGCACUCUUGCGCAGCCGCACCGCCCAGUCUUCCGGCCGCAUCGCCUCGUCUUUCCGGGCCCGCCAUGGUUCGCUCUCGUCCGGCUCUGCGCCUCAUCCCGACCUGCUCCGCGCCGAAGAGGCCGGUCUCUCCGGCGUACGCCUCAGCAGCGUCGAGAUGCAGCGACGGUACCAUUCGGCGUUCGCUCGCGGCGAAAAGGCGGACGAAGCGGUCGAGCGCGAGGCGGACGAAGUUGACCUGGACGUCAGCACAAACACGGAUGUCCUCAGGUCGAGGAGGCGAGCGAGCAUUUCGAACAGGCCGACGAUGACCCUCGCUUCGCCGUUCGUCAUCACCACCACGCCUUUCGCUUCGCCCCGUCGGCCGUCGACCCCCCUCUCCUCCGCAACCCGCUCCAUUCACACGUCGGCUGUUGCUGCCGAGACUGCGCCACCGACCGAUGCGACCACCGCCACCGAGUCUGCCGCGCCUCCCCCCCCCGCUUCGUCUGACGAAGCCGCUCCAACGCCGAACGCCUUUUCCGAGCCGCCUCCGACCGGCACAGUCGGGCGUGCACGAAGCAACUCGUCUCCGACUUCCGACCGUCCCUCUCUCUCCCGCACGCUCAGCCGAGAGCGCGCUCCCUCCGACGGCGACUCUCAAUGGCAGCCGACGUUUGCGCCCGCCUCGCCCAGGUUCCUUGCGAAGCGCGAGGCGAGGGGUCUGAAGCGCGCGGACCGCCAGGCGGACGCGAAUGAGCCGAGUGAGAUUGCGAAGGACCGGGACAGGAAUGGAUGGCUUGUCAAGCGCCGACAAAAGGAGGGAUUGACUGUCCCCGGUGCCGAGGCAACGCUUGACCUCAUCCUCGCCGCCUCCAAGACGGGUCAAGUCGCGGUUCUCGAGCACGCUGUGCAGCAGUACCGAGCGGACGCGGGGAAAUGGUCUUCGGCAGGUCACAAGGAAGCGAUGAAUGCCCUCCUGCACCUCCGCCGACCGAACGACCCCAUCGACCCGAUCAUCCGGCUCUACAACGACCUCUUCGACCACGAGCAGCUUCACCCGAGUCGCAGGGCGUACGAGGUCGUCAUCGAGGCGUUCUGCGUCCGCGACAAGGAGAUCGUCAGCCAGAUCGAGGCGCUCGAGGCGAAGGCUGCUCGGCGGACGCUCACGGUUGAGGCUCGCGGACCGUGGAAGGUCGCCGAGAACGCUCAGGAUGUCCUCGGCGAGCAGGAGCGCGAGACGCUUGCUCGCCUGCGCGACACGAACUUCUACCAGCACGCCCUCGUCUUCUUCAACAAGCUCGGCGAACCGGCCAAGCACCUCAGCUUGCCCGCAUACGAAGCGCUCAUCGAGACCGCUGCAGCCCGCGGAGACGUCGAGACGGCCGUCUCGCUCUUCGGGCGCGUCGAGCAGCAGAAGUACCAGAACCCCGGUUGGCGCUCGCACUCGGCUUUGAUCAAGCUCCACGCCAAGCAGGAGAACGGCGCCGACCUCGUCAAGGAGAUCUUCGAGUCGUACCUCCUCAACCGCAGCAAGGGCGUCAUCAGGAACUCUGGACUCGAGUCGCUUCGCCGCACCAACCCCGCCGACUCGCUCGACGCCAAGGUCUCCGGCGACGAGCAAGUGUGGAACGAGACGAUCCGCUCGCUCGUCAGUCUUGGCGACUUCGCCGGCGCCGUCGCCAUCGUCGAGAAGCUCAUUGUCGCGCUUAACUCGACGGAGCCCGCACCUCAGGGCUACCCGGACAAGAUCGGGCCUGAGGCGUGGGGAUCCCUCGCAGCCGGUUUCGCCGCUCAAGGCGAGCACGAAAAGGCCGUCACCUGGUUCGACAGGCUCGUCUCGGGCGAAGCGCAGGGCCUCCGCGACGGCACGAACAAGCUGCCUGGCUUUGCUCUCCUCGACGGCAUGCGCACCGACGACGUCGCAUUCGUCAACCACGUCUACCGCUACAUGCUAGCGCAGGCAGACAAGGUCCCGCUCUCGAUCGCCCACCUCGCCCGCGUUGUCGACUACAAUCUCGCGCACGCAGCCAAGACCGAGGACCCCGACGCGCGCAACGCCUUGUUCGACACGGUCAUCGAGUUCCGCCGCGGCUUCGAGCAGGCCGUCUUGGCGAACCACGUCGAAGCCGGCGGCGCCGUCAGCUUCAGCGAUUCGACCGGUCUUCUCGGCCGCAUGGCUGCGACGAUGGGUUCCUUCGGCCGCUUCGAUGUCGCGACAUCGACCUUCGUCGAGCUCGCCAACAUCGUCCGUCGCCUCAUGCGGGACGCUGGCGACGAGGACGUUGCGGACGCCCAGAAUGAGGCCGGUUGGACACGCAGCCGCCGCACCUGGGCGCUCACCGUGACGGACGACGCCUCGGGUGCUCUCGGCUUCGUUCCGGCCAUCAACAGCGAUUCGGCCAUCCACGGCCUCACGCGCCUCGUCGCCGAGCGUCCGUCUCUUCAGCAGGCUGUCACCGUCGUCGGCUGGACGAACAAGCUCCGUAACGUUGUCCACCUCGCUCCCGUCGCCAACCACGUUCUCGCGGUUGCCGAAGCAUACAGCGCAGCGCGUGCCGGACCCGAACGCGACGCCGAGCUGAGCCAGCUCUCCGGCGACAACUGGUACACCGUCCUCGAAGGUAUGGCAUACUCGGCCGCCCUACUCCAGCGCGGAGUCGCCGUCGACUUCUCCUUUGCCGGCUUCGAUGCUGCCUUCGACGACUUCCUCGCUAGCGGUUCGCAGCUCCCGCUCACGCCCGAGACGGCCGAGCUUCGCGCCAUCCGGGACUCGCUCGCCCUGAUCGGCGCACCCGAGGCGCGUAUCGACGAGGUCGUCAAUGCCUUGCAGCAGAAGACAGCCCAGACGAUGCAGCAGCAGCCCUCGUCCACCGAUGCCGAUGCUGCCGCCGCAAAGGUCGAUGUUGUCGAGGACGAGGCUGGUUCGGUCACCAGCGAGUCGCUCGGGACCGCGACGUCUGCGACCCAAGAGACCGCGUCGGCUACGAACUCGGUCCUCACGCCUCCCUCGACCCCGCCGGCUUACUUUGCGGAGCGGGAGAUCAAGCCUGCCGCUUCGUCAGCUCCUGCGGCGAACGAGCCAGCGGUCGACCUGCGCCUCACCCAGCUCCUCGACGCCUUCAUCGGUGGCCACAACAUCGACAAGGCGUUCGCGAAGGCGAGGGAGGCUGCCCAACAGGGUCGCUACGCCCGCCCCGAGACAUACUCGCGCCUGAUCGAGCUCCUCGGCCGCAACAAGCGCAUGGACGAGGCUCGCAUCGCCUACUUGGACGGUUAUGCCGCUCUCAAGGCGCUCGACAACGAUCCGACUGCACAGGCACUCGCGUGGGUUCAGCUCGAGGACCGCAUGAUUCUCGCCCUCGCCAACGCCGGCGAGCUCAAGGACGUUGGCCACCACCGAGACCGUCUCAUCCGAGCCGGCGUCGCACCCUCGGCCGACGCGUACGGCGCGAUGAUCGCCAACAUGCACGAGACGACCGACAACGCCUCGAUCGCCUUGACGCUCUUCGAGGAGGCGAUCGGUCUCGGCGUCCGUCCGAGCCAGUACCUCUUCAACACGCUGCUCUCGAAGCUGUCGAAGGCUCGCCGCGCGAAGGAGGUCCUCGACUAUUUCGAGCUCAUGAAGGAGUACGGCGUGCGCCCGUCGGCCAUCACUUACGGCACCGUCAUCAGCGCGUGCUGCAAGAUUGGCGACGAUGCGACGGCCACUUUCCUCUUCAACGAAAUGGUCGCCAUGCCCGGCUUCGAGCCGAGGGUCCCGCCGUACAACUGCAUGAUCCAGUUCUACACCCAGACGAAGCCCGACCGCGAGCGCGCUCUCCACUACUGGGACCGCCUCCGCAACGACCGCGUCCUCCCGACCGCUUUCACCUACAAGUGCCUCCUCGACGCCUACGGCUCGAUCGCGCCGCCAGACCUCGAGCAGACGCAGCAGGUCUUUGCGCAGCUCGUGCGCGACCGAGGUGUCACGGUCAACGGCUCGCACUGGGCGUCGCUCAUUACGGCGUACGGCAUCUUCGCCAAGGACCUCGACCGCGCCCAGGCCAUCUUCGACUCGAUCAGCCACCACCCGUCGACUCGCAGGAACCCGAAUGGUCGCCUCCCCGACGCCGUCGUCUACGAAGCGCUGCUGAAUGCCUGCAUUGCCAACGACCGCCACGAGCUCGUCGACCAGUACCUGGAACGGAUGCGCGCCGAAGGCGUCCGCAUGACGGCCUACGUCGCGAACGCGCUCAUCAAGGCUUACGCCGAGAGGGGCGCUUUCCAGCGCGCUCGCAACGUCUUCGCCGCCAUGGCUGACCCGCCCGCCGGCGUCGCUUCCGUCGGCAACCACCCCAACGACCGCCAGCAGAGGAACUCCCGCCUCGCUUCGAACGCCCAUGCCUCCGUCGACGAGCCGACCUACCGCGAGCCGUCGACCUACGAGACCAUGAUCCGCUGCGAACUCGCCGCCAAGGAGCCGUCGAAGGCGCUCGAGGUCUACGCCCGCGCACAGCAGCGGGCGUUCCCUCCUGCGAUCAUGGCGCGCCUGCACAAGCUGCUCGCGUCGGAAGGCGUCGAGCUCCAGGUGCAGCAGAGCGCAUGA
This is a messenger RNA of Rhodotorula toruloides NP11, 4980 nucleotides long. RefSeq names its product pentatricopeptide repeat protein. Lineage: Eukaryota; Fungi; Basidiomycota; Microbotryomycetes; Sporidiobolales; Sporidiobolaceae. Bases 1 to 4980 code for a protein of 1659 amino acids. The record is from RefSeq and is a predicted model, not a curated record. The transcript is spliced from 4 exons. Gene Ontology annotation, molecular function: protein binding.